Messenger RNA from Colletotrichum truncatum, 1371 nucleotides. Lineage: Eukaryota; Fungi; Ascomycota; Sordariomycetes; Glomerellales; Glomerellaceae. The record is from RefSeq and is a predicted model, not a curated record.
AUGUCGACCCGCUACGAAAGUGAAGCUGCCAGCCCGGAGCCACUGGCUCAGCCCCUCAAGUUUCCGUUUUCCAACAAGACGGCCAAGAAUAGAUUUUUAAAGAGCGCCAUGGCCGAAAAUCUCGCAACUUGGAGUAGCAACGAGCUGUCAAAACGUGGUAUUCCUACUCCCGAAAUCGUCGAGAUCUACCGCCGCUGGGGUGAGGGUCCGAACAACUUUGGUGUUGUCAUUACAGGAAAUAUCGACAUCGAGUUUGACCACAUGAGCGGCCUCGGCGACAUGGUCAUCACGCCCGAAUGCGAACCCGAGGGAGAGCGUUUCGAAGGCUUCAAAGCCGUUGCUGCAGCUGGCAAGGCAGAUGGCAGUCUGCUGCUGGGACAAGUCACACAUGCCGGCCGACAAACGCAGAAGAAGAUUCAGCCUAAUCCUAUCUCGGCCUCUGCUGUACCGCUCGCAGAGCCAAAGCUGGGCAUGGAGUUUGGCAAGCCGCGCGAAGCAACCAAGGAGGACAUCAAUCGCGUCAUUGAGGGUUUCGCCCACGCAGCAGAGUAUCUCGAAAAGGCUGGCUUCGACGGCAUCCAGCUGCACGCGGCUCACGGCUACCUUAUUGCGCAGUUCCUGUCGCGCACUACAAACCACCGAACUGACGAGUACGGCGUGCAGACGCUUGAGAACCGCACUCGCCUCAUUGCCGACAUUGCCAGGGCCGUCCGCGCUCGCACAUCCCCUGAUUUCAUACUCGCUGCGAAGCUCAACAGCGUCGAAUUCCAGGAAGGCGGCGUCACCCCCGAUGAAGCGCGCGAGCUAUGCGAGUCUCUGUCGCACCUGGGUUUUGAUUUUCUCGAAAUUUCCGGCGGCACUUACGAGGCGCUCGGCUUGACCUGGGAUAAGGAGUCUACGCGCAAGCGGGAGGGCUUCUUCCUGGAGUUCGCCGAGACGGUGGUCACUGGACUCGGCGAUCGCGAUUCGCGUAAAACAAAGGCCUACAUCGUAGGAGGCAUGCGAACUGUGGGGGCGAUGGUGAAGGCGCUCGACAUCGUCGAUGGCGUAGCUCUGGGUCGACCCGGUGCUCAAGAGUUCCGCAUCGCGUCGGACAUUCUAGGGGGCCGCGUGACGGGAGCCAUUCGCCCGGUCCAGAUGAUGGAGGAUGACUUUGGGUUCGGAAUGACGGCGGCUGUCACUCACAUUCGUCAGGUUGGCAAGGGACAUGAGCCCUUUGAUUCGAGCGAUCUGGCGUCAGUCAAGACUUUUGCCGAGGAUAUGCAGGCCUGGUUCCAGAAGGUUAUUGCUGACGGUGACAAGCUUGAACACCAUGGCGGAGCUGACUUCACUGGAAAGACGCUGCCUUACGGAACAAUUGCGGCGGCUUGA